This is a messenger RNA of Syngnathus acus (greater pipefish), 3098 nucleotides long. RefSeq lists its product as uncharacterized. The transcript has 7 exons. Gene Ontology annotation, biological process: microtubule depolymerization; microtubule bundle formation. The record is from RefSeq and is a predicted model, not a curated record. Gene Ontology annotation, cellular component: microtubule plus-end. NCBI's taxonomy places the organism in Eukaryota, Metazoa, Chordata, Actinopteri, Syngnathiformes, Syngnathidae. Bases 1 to 2910 code for a protein of 969 amino acids.
AUGACUAUGAUGCUUGCAACGCAGCGCGCCGCCGGCUGGGACCCCGGGACCAGCGCCGGCCCCCUUGGCGCUCGUCCGGCAGACCUCCAGUGUCUUCGGAGCAGCGUCUCAAAGGAGAACUGCACGACUGCGUCCGACGAGGGCAUCUCCUUGCCGGGCGUCAAAAUGAACCCGUCGGGGAAAAACAAAAACGUGAACGGAGGCAUCAGCCACGAGAGCGGCAACCACUGGCGUAUCAGUCUGGAAGCCGGUGGCCACGGGUCAGGAGAAGUCCAGAGCCACCACGGGGCGGAAGAACCUCUCACCGCCACAGACAACGCCAUCUUCUCGGCAGAGGCGCCGGAGAACCUAAAAGAGCAUCCGCGAGCGGAAAGCCACAACUCUGGCGUCACCUUGAGCGACAGCAACAACAACCCGGAAGCCUCCGGCGACCGCAAAUCCCGGCUGGACGGCGCGGAUUCCCGGGCCAGAGACGCCCACCCCGGCGCGCGCCAUUCUGCCACCAAAGCUUUGAGCUGCGUGAGCGAGGCCCGGCAGCGCAGCUCUUCGGCCGAGGUCCCUCGCCACGGCGACGACAGCGUUUCCAGGAACCCCAAGCCCAAAGCGCAGCUCUGCGACUCGGCCAGGAAGGCCUUCAUCCUGCGCAGCAAGAGCGCCGACGCCGGAGCAGAACAGCACAAACAGGUCCGCUCGCCUCUGCAUCAAAACCUCAUCCCGGGUCACAAGUCCGGGUGCCCCAACAAAAGGGCCAAUCACGGAAAAGCGCACAGUUUGAAUCACGAGGCGGAAAAGGACGACGACUCCAAGUCUUUGGAGCGCCUGCAACAGCGCUCCCCUCUGGCGUCGCCGGUCAAAAGCGCGUCGCUGACGGCCGACGGCGAAGAUUCAAAGGCUCCGGCGGCACAGCCGCACGCCGCCACCAUUCACCCGGAGCGACUCCCCGCCGACCCGUCGGCCUCUUUGGAGCCGGGCUCCCCCCCAGCCGCCCUGCUCCCGCCGGGUGGGACCGCCUCGCUCCUGCUCAGGACCGCGUCGGACUCCGGACAAGUGAACGGUCCUCCGAGCGCCGCCGCGGGCAAGAGCGCGUCCGUUCGCCAGAGCGACUUUUCAGCCGACAAUCAAGUGGUCCUCAACGGCCAUUCGCCCAGAACGCCGCCGGCCACCCCCCACCUUGAAUCGGAACCGGGGGUCGGGAGAGCCGCCGCGUACCACGGCGGAACGGUGGCGCCGAAGCCCAAGGUUUUGCAAAGGUCUCAGCAGAGCAUCAGCGAGCCCAAACUUUCCCAAGUCCCGCCUCAGACGUACGCCAAUGUCUACUACGCCAACUGCCAGAGUGCUGCUUCCAGAGCUGCCAAAACGUCCCUUCCCGCCAACGCCAGAUCCCACGAGGCUAUCUCGGGAGCGGAAAGCGCUACCUUUUUCACGUUCGCCCGUCCGCAGAACAGGGAGGAACCCGACCCGUGGGCCAAAGGCCUCCAAAGCUACCAGACGUACAUUUGCGAGGCGCACGUGAUGAAGGAAGGCAAGACGGAGACCCGUUGCAAUUCUCUGGAUUCCGAGCCCGGCGGCGGCGGCGGCGGCGUGACGCCGGACUGGGGCUUGGACGAGGAAGGCUGGCUCUUCAAGCGUUCCGUCUCGGUGUCCACCAGACCCCCGUUGAAGCCGGUCAUGGGCAUGAACGGGGCCAAGGCCCGGAGCCAAAGCUUUGGCGCUCGCUACGCCGAGCGCCCCGGCUUCAAUCGCUCCGGCAAGGUGCGCACUCAGAUCAAAACGCACUCCGGGAGCUCCCUCAACUCGCUGGGCGACGUUCUGCCGGGAAGCGUGAGCUGCUCCGCCAGCUACCACUGCCCCUUGAACCGAUCGCUCCUCAACAACUUCCUGAUGGAGGAAGGCCCGGCGCUUCCUCCGUGGCCGGGCUCGUCCGGCGAAAGGCUCCAGAGACGCCUGCAGAUCGAGCAGCAGUUCCGCAGCGCCUUCGGCGAACCCGUCUGCGAAGAAGCCGAGAGGCGGAGCGCCGUCACCGCCAUCGAGGAGAAGGUGAUGCUCGGCAUCGAGGAGAACUUGCACAAGUCUCAGGAGCAGGAGAGGAGCAGCCAAGUCAAGCACAAGUCCGGAUCCGCCUUGGCCAACUGGUUCGGUUUCCGCAAGGGGAAGCUUCCGGCCAAGACGGACGUGGCCAAGGCCAAAGAGGAGAAGAGGGAUCCCAAGAUGAGCUCGCUGCUGGCUGGGGGGAAGCAGACCAAGACGGACAAGAAGAGAGAGCGGAGAAAAAGCGACGGAAAAGACUGCUCGGCGGGAAGGAGAGAGUCGCACGAUGCGGUGCGAGCGUGCAUCGCCGUGCCCUGCCCGGGGAUCUUGCCGCGCGGUGACAUCAUCGGGGACACGCAGAGAGGUGAGGGGGAAAAGGCAGCCCUGAUGGCCAGCGCCCUGCAGGACGCCGUCACGGGGUCCGGCCGCCAGAUGCGAACCUUGGACAGCGGAAUCGGGACCAUCCCCCUCCCCGAAUCCUGCUCCUUCUUCUCCUCCAUCCUGCACCUCCUCCCCAAGUCCUCAUCAUCAACCCCUGGGCCCGAACCCCAGCCGCCCGUGGCGGGCUCCUCCGGCGAGGAGGCGUCCCCGCUCCCCCGCUGGAGGAUCCCCUCGGCUUUUCGGGACCAUGGGGCGCCCCCUUCUCUGUCCGCCCCCGACCGGUCGCCGCCUUUCCCCUCCGUGGCCUUCCUCCGAGCCCAACCUCAAGCCGUUGUGACGUCUGCCUGCCGCCGCCGCCGCCGCCAGCGCGUGUGCGAUCCCCGCGACGCAACCCGGAGAGACCCGCAAGGUGAAAUGGAAGCAAAGAGGCUGACCUACAUGAAAAGCAAGACCAGGGCGGCCCAGCAGAAGGAGCAGAGCAGGCUGCAGCUGGCCAACUAGCCUUUGACUCCACGCGGUGGUCGGAGAGCUUCGCCAGAGGACCCGGCCGGACGCUCCCGCCCGCCAAGGAGCUUGCGGCCGACGCUCGGAGACAGACGCUUAUCCUCACUUUGCAUUUGUUGCAAAUCCCGAUUCAAUGCGAAGAAGGCAAAGCUGGCGUGGAGAUGGUGCUUGCGCACACGGGCGGC